AUGGCUAUCGAAGAUGACGAUAUUCGAGACAGGGAGGUGUGGACGUCAGUCUCACGCCACUGGUACUCCAAGGCGUCCGACAAGGCGCCUACCACCGUUAGGUUGUAUCAUCACCUGGCGAUCCUCGCUCGCCCCAACGCACUGCAACAACUAUUCUAUUACACGAAGUCGCUUUCGUUCUGCGUUACUACCAUCCCUUGCAAGCCGAUCUGCCUGGUCAGCUUGCUACUGGCUCGGGCGAUCGCUGAUCAGGCCUUCAAAGCAGAUUUCAAAUCCCUCGCUGAUAUCCUGGAACGGCCUAACCUUGGCCAGGUAGAUUCCCUACCUUUAUCCUGGGCCGCUGGUAUGGAAGACAAGGAAAUUGUACCCAUCCAUUAUCCUACCUAUCUGGACCUCUGGCAUCGCACGCUACUUGUUGCUGGGCUGCGCCACGAUACACAACGUCCCUACUCGCUCCGUGUUGGCGCUGGAGGUCGAUUAUCUGGUAGUCUCGAGGAGCGGGUACGGAACUACGUGAUGGGCAACACGAAAGACGUAUUCCUCAAAAGCUACCAGCCACGGCGCGUCACCCGCGACUUGGUCGCGACAGCUUUUGGCAGAGGCAUGGCCGUAGAUGUCGCCGACCUCUUCAAGUCUCUGCGGCGCUCAUUUCUACAGCGCGACCCCGAUGCUCCCCUUUACCCUACGGAAGCAGAUAUCAAAGCGCUUAAGAGCCGCCAGGAUCUUACCGAUCUCCGUGCCGCGUAUCGCGAUGCCGUGGCACGCACUUCGUCCGAUGACAAGGAUGCUAAGUGCAUAGCGGGCAAGAUUGGAUGGAGCCGUCUCUUGAUUUGCCUCACAACCUAUGUCAUGCGUCCAGGUGCACACAUAACAAGGUGGCUGGGAUGGCAUGGGUCAUAA
Anthostomella pinea is the source of this 900-nucleotide messenger RNA. The record is from the annotation of a GenBank genome assembly. NCBI's taxonomy places the organism in Eukaryota, Fungi, Ascomycota, Sordariomycetes, Xylariales, Xylariaceae.